AUAGGUUAUAUUUGUUUAUCAAAUUUUACUGAUUUAUAUUUUAUGAAAUUAUUUUAUAAUUCUAAAAUUGGAAAACUUAUCAACCCUCAGUAUGGAGGAAGACGGUGUGCACAGACUAGAAGGCACGAUUGGAACCGAAAAGGGGGGUUUAAUAAUCAAGAAAAAGAAAGAGUCGACUUUUAAAAUCCCUCAAGUUUCUUUACUCGGUUUGGAUCGUUUAGCAGCAAAAAAACGCAAAGAAAAGGAAGAUGCCGCUAGGAAGAUGUCUUUUUCGAUAGAGGAAGAGGACAGUCGCGACCCAGGACACGAUAGUUCGAAAGAAACAAAAAAAAGCGGCAAAGAAGAUCGUAAGUUUAGAACCCCGGCAGAGGAGACACCUACAUACACUGGAGGUGUUAGUAAGGAGGCCAAAGAAAGACUGUUAGAAAGGGAAAAGGAUAGAUAUAAGGAGAAAGGCGUUUAUGCCUCAACUAAGGAUAAAGACAAAGGUCAUAGAGACUCCGACCAUGAUAGACACACCUAUAAAUAUGAUAGGAAUCGCGAUAGAAAAAGGGAUAGAGAUAGAGACAGAGAUCGAGACAGGUACAGUGAACGAUACGGAGAGUCUUCUAGAAGGGAAAGGACGCCCAAAUUCAGAGAUGAACCCAAAACACCAAACAUCAAAGUAAAAGAUGGGGUAUCGAAAACAUCCUGGGACGACGACGAUGAACCCGUGCCUGCCAAAAAAUCAUCUUGGGAUUUCCCCACUCCUACCCUUUACAAGAAGGAGGAUGGUUCUUGGUCAGAAAGAAGCUCUAAAUCUAGAUACGGAGGUGAAUCUUCAAGGUCCCAUAGAGACUCGAAGAGUUGGAGGUAUGAUGAUAGUGAAAGAGUGACACCUGCUCAUAAAUUCAAUGCAUGGGCGAGAGAUAGAAAAAAGACUGGAGCUACACCAGGUAUUAAUAAAGAAAAUGACGAACAAAAUCUUAAAUGGGAUAAGACAGUGGAUAGGGAAGAUUGGGAAGAAGAACAGAAAAGACUAGACAGAGAAUGGUACAACAUGGAUGAAGGGUAUGAUGACGAGCACAACCCUUUCUCAAGUGUUAGUGAAGAAUACACCAAGAAAAAAGAGGAACAGUUGGAACAAAGAAAGAAGAAAAGACUCAGUGCUCAACAAAGACAGAUUAAUAAAGAUAAUGAAUUGUGGGAGAGAAACAGAAUGCUUACAUCAGGCGUUGUGCAUUCUGUUGAUUAUAAUGAAGAUUUUGACGAAGAAUCUAUUGACAGGGUACACUUGCUGGUUCAUAACAUUGUACCACCCUUUUUGGAUGGUAGAAUUGUUUUUACCAAACAGCCAGAACCUGUAGUACCUGUAAGAGAUCCCACUUCUGAUAUGGCCAUGGUUGCCAGAAAGGGCUCCCACUUAGUUAAAGUCUUCAGAGAGCAGAAAGAGAGAAGAAAGGCGCAGAAGAAACACUGGGAACUGGGCGGAACAAAGUUAGGAAACAUAAUGGGUAUAAAGAAGAAAGAGGAUGAGGAAGACAAGAAGUAUAACAAAGAUGACGAUUCAACUGACUACAAAACAGAUCAUAAAUUCGCUGAACAUAUGAAAGGCAGUAAUGAGGCUUCAAGUGAGUUUGCCAAAAGAAAGUCUAUCAGUGAGCAAAGAAGAUAUUUGCCUGCUUUUGCUGUGAGACAGGAAUUGCUGAAUGUUAUUAGGGAAAAUAAUGUAGUUAUAAUUGUUGGUGAAACUGGCAGUGGUAAAACAACUCAACUGACCCAGUAUCUUCAUGAAGAAGGUUACAGUAAAUAUGGAAUGAUUGGCUGCACUCAGCCUAGAAGAGUUGCAGCUAUGUCAGUGGCUAAAAGAGUCAGUGACGAAAUGGACAGAGCCUUGGGUGAAGAGGUGGGCUAUGCCAUUCGUUUUGAAGAUUGCACAUCGGAAAAAACCGUGAUUAAAUAUAUGACAGAUGGUAUCUUGCUGCGAGAAAGUCUCCGAGAACCCGACCUCGACCACUACAGCGCCGUCAUCAUGGACGAGGCUCACGAACGUUCGCUCAGCACCGACGUACUGUUCGGUCUUCUGCGCGAAAUCGUUGCGCGCAGGCACGACCUCAAACUGAUCGUCACUUCCGCCACGAUGGACAGCGGCAAGUUCUCCAUGUUUUUCGGAAACGUGCCCACAUUUACCAUUCCCGGUAGGACUUUCCCCGUGGAGGUGCUGUUUAGUAAGAAUCCAGUGGAGGAUUAUGUGGAUGCUGCUGUGAAACAGGCGUUGCAGAUCCACUUGCAGCCCCCUUCGGGAGAUAUUCUGAUUUUUAUGCCCGGGCAGGAGGACAUUGAGGUUACUUGCGAGGUUUUAGCAGAGAGGCUGGGCGAAAUCGACAACGCUCCAGAAUUAUCGAUUUUACCCAUUUAUUCCCAGCUACCUUCCGACUUGCAAGCGAAAAUCUUCCAAAGAUCGCCGGAAGGUAUAAGAAAAUGCGUGGUAGCCACCAAUAUAGCAGAAACGUCCCUUACAGUGGACGGUAUUAUCUUCGUGAUAGACUCGGGAUACUGUAAACUAAAAGUUUACAAUCCCAGAAUUGGUAUGGAUGCUCUACAGAUCUAUCCUAUAUCGCAAGCCAACGCUAACCAAAGAUCAGGUCGUGCGGGCCGUACAGGCCCUGGUCAAGCCUUCCGCCUGUACACCGAAAGACAAUACAAGGACGAACUGCUAAUAACCACCGUACCGGAAAUACAGAGAACUAACCUGGCCAAUACGGUACUCUUGCUCAAAUCGCUAGGCGUUCAAGAUUUAUUACAGUUCCAUUUCAUGGAUCCGCCACCUCAAGACAAUAUUUUGAAUUCGCUGUAUCAAUUGUGGAUUUUGGGAGCUUUGGAUCAUACAGGUGUCCUAACCAAGUUGGGACGACAGAUGGCCGAGUUCCCGUUGGACCCUCCCCAAUGCCAAAUGCUGAUAGUGUCCACGCAAAUGGGGUGUACCGCGGAAAUUUUGAUUAUCGUUUCCAUGUUGUCCGUCCCCUCCAUAUUCUACCGGCCAAAAGGUCGCGAAGAAGAAGCAGAUGGAGUUAGAGAAAAAUUUCAAGUACCUGAAAGCGAUCAUUUGACGUUUCUCAACGUCUACAACCAAUGGAAACAGAACAACUAUUCCUCGCACUGGUGCAACGAGCAUUUCAUUCACAUAAAGGCUAUGCGCAAAGUCAGAGAGGUCAGACAACAACUGAAGGAUAUUGUCGUCCAACAAAAACUGGAAAUAAAAUCCUGCGGUACGGACUGGGACAUUGUCAGGAAAUGUAUCUGUUCCGCUUAUUUCCAUCAAGCAGCUCGUCUGAAAGGUAUUGGCGAAUACGUAAACUGCCGUACAGGAAUGCCGUGUCACUUACAUCCCACAUCAGCCCUAUUCGGUCUAGGAAACACUCCAGAUUACGUAGUUUACCAUGAACUUGUAAUGACAGCUCGUGAAUACAUGCAGUGUGUUACUUCAGUCGAUGGACACUGGCUCGCCGAGUUGGGUCCAAUGUUUUUCUCUCUAAAAGAAACAGGAAAAUCGGGUCGGGCUAAGAAAAAACAAGCCGCGGAACAUUUGCUCGAGAUGGAGAAUCAGAUGCAAGUGGCUCAGGAAGAGAUGAAAGCUAGAAAAGAGGCUGCGGACAAAAAGGAAGCUGCUCUGAAUAAAGGUCAAGAGAUUAUCAGCGCUGGGGCAACUCCUAGAAGAACUCCGGCAAGAUUUGGGCUGUAAAAAUCUAUGAUUUUCGUCAUUUUAACUUGUAAAAUAUAUAUUAAUAUAAGAAUU
Messenger RNA from Sitophilus oryzae (rice weevil), 3775 nucleotides. RefSeq names its product pre-mRNA-splicing factor ATP-dependent RNA helicase PRP16. The transcript has 13 exons. The record is from RefSeq and is a predicted model, not a curated record. Bases 92 to 3721 code for a protein of 1209 amino acids. Gene Ontology annotation, molecular function: ATP binding; RNA binding. Gene Ontology annotation, biological process: mRNA splicing, via spliceosome. Lineage: Eukaryota; Metazoa; Arthropoda; Insecta; Coleoptera; Curculionidae. Gene Ontology annotation, cellular component: spliceosomal complex; intracellular anatomical structure.